ACAAAAAAGUGGGUUGUAAACAGUAAAUACUUGGUGGAAAUAGGAAUACCCACAAUCGCAGGUCGUCGGAGUACGUUGUUCUCACAGUUGGCGCGUCUUCUUCCCCGAAACAUGGCAUCGGAGUCCUCGAAAUCUGCUCGUAAAGUUGUUGUCCAUCUAAGAGCAACUGGUGACGCCCCAAUUCUCAAGCAAGCCAAGUUCAAGAUUGGAGGUACUGAUAAGUUUGCUAAAGUGAUUGACUUUCUUCGUCGCCAGCUUCACAGGGAGACAUUGUUUGUUUAUGUCAACAGUGCCUUCUCACCCAACCCAGACGAGCUGGUGAUUGAUCUGUAUAAUGUAAGUUUUUACGUUUUAAGUUCAUUUUCUCAUGUUUUUUGGAUAAGUAUGCUUUAUAUUACAGCAAUUAUGUUAAGGUUAAAUUGUCAGAUAGUAGUCAAACCUAACCAUAUUCUGUUUUUUGUAUCUAUGUGGGCUCAGUUGUAAUCUCUAAUAGUUCUGCUAUGUUCUGAGCAUGAAGGACCAUAUGGGACACGGUACCAAUCUGUGAGACCACAUGCUAGUUCUGAGUGCUUAAAUAGAAAGUUUCCAAUUACCAAGUUUAGAUUCCAGUCGCUACUAUAUGUCCCUAAGUUAUAUUUGUUGCAAUCGUAAUCUGUAUUGUCUUCACCAAAUCGAUAUGUGGAAUGUUUGGAAGGCAGUUUGCCCUCAAUUGCUAAUUUAGUUUUGCCGCUUCUGAAUUUUCAGAACUUCGGUUUUGAUGGAAAGCUGGUGGUUAACUAUGCUUGCUCCAUGGCAUGGGGCUAAAUAUCACUGAUGGAUCUAAGCUGUACAUCAUAUGCUUCUCUUCAUAUGGUGAGCACAUUCCGUAAUAUAUUCCAAGUUUAGUUCACCUAUCUUGUCCUAUCAUCUGGCAAGUGAUUAACUUGAUGACCGUCACAUUCAUGAUUAGGUUCUUUCUCCCCUCCUCCAACUAUCACUAUCCAUCACCAGAGUAGCAAUGACUGCUAUUUCAUCUCCGAACUUUUUUUUUUUUUUUUUUGAUCAUCAUCUCCUGCAACUGUUUGGAAAAUAGAAGCAUGGUAGCGGGCAUAAAGUUGGAUGUCUAAAAUUUGUCAAAAAGGAUAUUGAUGUACAUGAUAAACUGAACACGGUAGGAUUUGAUUGUAUUCUUUGGGGUUUCGUUAAUCGAAAAGUUUCACAUUUUAUU
Rhododendron vialii is the source of this 1207-nucleotide messenger RNA. Its product is annotated as ubiquitin-like protein ATG12. The transcript has 4 exons. The record is from RefSeq and is a predicted model, not a curated record. The coding region runs from base 112 to 483 and encodes 123 amino acids. Lineage: Eukaryota; Viridiplantae; Streptophyta; Magnoliopsida; Ericales; Ericaceae. Gene Ontology annotation, biological process: autophagosome assembly; autophagy of mitochondrion; C-terminal protein lipidation. Gene Ontology annotation, cellular component: phagophore assembly site membrane; Atg12-Atg5-Atg16 complex; cytoplasm.